ACGUACCUACCAUCGAUCACAUAUCUUCCGAAAAGAUUCUGCUGAAAACAACUACUGCAAUUCUAUAUCUUCGAGCUCCAAAUGACAAGGAAAGCUGCGACAACUAAACCACAUCGCUCAAUACCAUCAACCAAACACAAUCAUGUCAAACACAGACCAGACCACAAGACUACUAAACAAUAUCAUCGCCCUCACGACACCACAACAGGACAAAUGGAUAGCCUUCACAGCAGUCGUCUCAACAAUAUCCCUAGCAUCUCUGGACAUCAAAGCAGGUUCACAAAUGCUAGGUGACAAACCAUCCGCAUUCGAAAAAGCACUUCCAAGACGUGUGCCCAUUGCACUACCACAGUCAUCGUAUCUGGUCGAGACUAUCUCAAGAUCAUACUUCAGGGGCGCCACAUCAAUGGCGUUCUUCUAUCUCGCAUACAAGGAUUAUCGAACUGCUGAGCUUCGGGCAAGAAGGUCGGAGGAGGCUGAUGGUUCUGGUUGGAGGUGGAAGGCGUUGGCUUUUUGUGGUGCUGCUGGUGUUGUGGUACAAUCGCUUGGCCCUUUCCCGGCACUCAUGUGGGAUAGAGUGUAUAAGCCUGGUAUCAAGAGUCAGGUUCAGAGGUUGGGGAAAUUGACGUUGAGUAAGGGAGGAAUACUCAUGGCUACUGCGCCUUUUUGUAUGGCUGCUUGGAAUGCCUUGUGAAUGGUCGAAACGCGCAAGGUCGUAAGUCCAAGGAGCAUUUGUCGUUGGCGUCGGUGUUCGUAAGAUCUCUCCUCCAGAGUUUCGCCAUAGUAGGCACUCGAAUGGUCGCUACAUCUUAUCAAAAAGCAGCGAGCAAUAUCAAGACAUGCGGCCACCGAAAGAAACUGCAGCCUGAAGAAUCAGCAAAACAAACGCCC
This is a messenger RNA of Aureobasidium pullulans EXF-150, 891 nucleotides long. RefSeq lists its product as uncharacterized. NCBI's taxonomy places the organism in Eukaryota, Fungi, Ascomycota, Dothideomycetes, Dothideales, Saccotheciaceae. The coding region runs from base 143 to 694 and encodes 183 amino acids. The record is from RefSeq and is a predicted model, not a curated record. The transcript has a single exon.